Molecule: messenger RNA, 2880 nt
Organism: Musa acuminata AAA Group (dessert banana)
Lineage: Eukaryota; Viridiplantae; Streptophyta; Magnoliopsida; Zingiberales; Musaceae
Product: ribosome biogenesis protein WDR12 homolog
Exons: 14
Coding region: 993-2330 (445 amino acids)
Biological process (GO): ribosome biogenesis
Molecular function (GO): protein binding
Source: RefSeq, a predicted model, not a curated record
CGUUCGCUCGCCGCCUGUGAGGUUGGCAGCCUGUCAAAAAUCGAAGGAGUUCGACGGAGACAGCCGCUACUGGGUUUUGUCUCGAGCCAUCAACUACCCUUCUCUCGGCUCCUCAGCGUUCCACGCUCCAUGGUGUGGCAGCUGAGCAUUUUGAUCACGCGUCCUGUCGACCGGCUUCGAACAGUCGCCACCACACCAUGCCUACCAAGUGUUCGACAAAAGUCGUAAGCCCGUCUUUUCUUCUUGUUUUCACCUUUUCGUUUCCUCAGAUUCGCAUGAUACAUAAGAAUGCUAAUUCAAUGUUACCCUACAACUAUAAUCAGCAUAUUUUAUGCAAUCUCGGCUGCCCCCCAAAUAGAAGAGACAUUGACUAAUUCUUUUUUGAAUCUCCUACUGACUCCACUUCAUGUGUCAGAUAAUUAGAAUCCAAUUUAAUGACACAUAUGAUUUACGUAAGAUAAUUGAGAGUUCUAUUUAAUAUAAACGAUUAAUUAAAGUCAAGAUUUUUCAGCUCAAAUAUAAUAGUCGAAAUUGUUAAUAAUAAAAAGAAAGACAGUAUGUUACAUAUAUUGUUAAAGCCAUUACAAACUUCAAAGUAGUCUAUAGCUUCAGUAGUUUAAUAGUUUUAUAUUUUUUUAUAUAAUCAUAUUAUCACUGCUCCCCAAAUUAUAUAUAAUAAUCAGUAGAAAGAAAUAAUAUGGAUGAAUUUAGUAAAUAAAAUCUCACUGCUUAACAAAAAGAAAUAUAAAUAAAAAAGGCAAAAAUUUCUAUAAGCAAAUGUAUUAAUAUGCGAAACAUAGAUGCACACGAAUAUGCAAAUGUGGUUCGGUCUUCAGCCAAAUGGUUUAAUCCAAUCGACACUCGGAGUCCUAUAAUGGUUCGGCCGCACCUUCAUAAAACCCUAAGAGACUUCCGAAACCCGCCUCCGUUCUCUCUGUCGGUCGCUCCUCCCUCCCGCGUUUCGAGUAGAGGAGCAGAGAGGAGAGCCGGCGAUGGACUUCGGCGUAGCUGGCGGCGCGGGUGGUAGCGAGGAGGCCGCGCGGCGAGUCCGCGUGCGGUUCACCACCAAGCUCGGGCCGCCGCUCCGAGUCCCCUCCGCCCCCCUCGCCGUCCCCUCCAACCUCACCCGCAUGGGCCUCUCCGAGAUCGUCAACCUACUCCUCGAGAACGCUAGCGCCGAGCACGAGACGCAGCCGUUCGACUUCUUGAUCGACGGCGAGCUCGUCCGCCUGCCCCUCGAGGAGUUCCUGCUUGCCAAAGGAAUCUCCGCGGAGAAAGUGCUUGAAAUCGAGUACAUAAAGGCGGUGGCACCGCGGAAGCAGCAGGAUCCUCGCUUGCAUGAUGAUUGGGUUAGUUCGGUGGACGGUUCUAAUCCAAGUUAUAUUUUAACGGGUUGUUAUGAUGGCAUUGCAAGGCUAUGGAAAGGUGGUGCUGCAUGUACACAUGUAUUAGUAGGGCAUAGUGGUGCAAUUACUUCUGCUCAUUUCAUCAAUGGAAAAGAUGAAAGUGAAAACAGGUUCCAUAUUGCCACUGGUUCAAAAGAUCGGACAUUGAGGCUUUGGAAGUUUGAUGAUGCUGAACAUUUGGAGCAUCCAGUGAAUAUCAGAGAAUAUAAAAUUCUUCAAGGGCACACAUCAUCUGUUCAGAGCAUCUCCUCGGACCCUUCUGGAGAUAUGAUUUGUUCAGGUUCCUGGGACAGCUCUAUUAAGUUGUGGGAUGUGAAGAACUCCGAAGUGCAAGGUGACACUGUGUCAAUAAAGAAGAGGAAACUGGUCUCUGACACAGAAAAUCAUGUAGAGUCGCAGUUGGAGGGGGUGGCUGCCGCAACGCUCGUAGGGCAUUCACAGUCUGUAUCUUCCAUUGUUUGGCCAGAACGCAAAACUAUAUAUUCUGCCUCAUGGGAUCAUUCUGUCCGACAAUGGGAUGUUCAGACAGGCCAAGAGACGUGGAAUAUGGCAUGCGGGAAAGUUUUGAAUUGCCUUGACAUUGGUGGAGAGAGUUCUGCACUUAUUGCUGCAGGAGGCUCUGACCCCAUCCUAAGGAUUUGGGACCCUCGCAAACCAGGAACACUGGCUCCUGUUUUUCAGUUUUCAUCCCAUUCAUCUUGGAUAUCUGCUUGCAAAUGGCAUUGCAAGUCAUGGUUUCAUCUGUUAUCAGCAUCUUAUGAUGGGAAGGUGAUGUUAUGGGACCUGAGAACAGCGUGGCCUUUGGCAAUAAUUGAUUCACACAAAGAGAAGGUACUAUGCGCCGAUUGGUGGAAGAAUGACAGUGUUAUUAGUGGAGGAGCUGAUUCGAAGUUGCUUAUAUGUUCUGGAGUGUCAAUCCAAUAAAAUGAGUGGAGUGCUGAUUUCUUCAAAAUACAUUGUGUCCUUCCACUCGAAUAAACAUUAAAAUAUUGCAGACAUGAACAUUCUUCUAGAGAUUUUAACGGCGUCUUCCAGAAGAAAGCAGUUUUAACAAGAUGUGUUUAAAGUUUUGUCUGUCUAAUGAAGAAGCUUACAGUAGAUUUGCUUAUAGCUAUACAAUUGUGUAAUGCCCGAGUAUAUGUUUCUUGAAUUUGGCGGCCAUUUUUAUGAGUGAGAUAUGAUUUUGCAGAUACUCUCAAUGUUGCAUCAUUGAACAGCGCAAAGCAUCUUCCCUUCUUGGAUAUGCGUGGGAGGUAGACUGCUGAUUUCGUCAUCUGCUAGUACACUGAGAAAGCUGCUCACUUUUUAACAUCAUUCCCUGUGCUUUCAGGUUCAUGUGCUUUGUUUAUAUUUGUUAGAGCAACAUGAUAAUCAUCUCUCAUGUUUUUUGCACAAGUUUGCAUGUGACCGAUGCGAUGAUCGUUUUGUACUUAUGAAGUUUAUUUUUCUAUUAUAUCGUAUGUAUUCAUGUUUA